Messenger RNA from Pseudomyrmex gracilis, 2206 nucleotides. RefSeq lists its product as uncharacterized. Bases 124 to 780 code for a protein of 218 amino acids. The record is from RefSeq and is a predicted model, not a curated record. The transcript is spliced from 6 exons. Lineage: Eukaryota; Metazoa; Arthropoda; Insecta; Hymenoptera; Formicidae.
CAAAAAUUUUUCGCGUUUUCAUAUCAACCCCAUCCGGAUUGUCGUGCAUUUGUCCUCUCAGUGUCUCGUGAAAAGUUGCUGAAUGCAUCGACCACGUGGCGAGAGUUUAUCCAUCUGGCCAAGAUGAGAUAUAUCAUCCUGACACUGACGGCUGCGCUCUGUCUCGCAUUGGUGAGCUCAUAUCCGCUUCCGGAAGAUGGACUCCGAUCGGAGGCCCUUGAUCGGCUGGUGAUGGCCGAAGCCGACAGCGAGGCGGCCCUGAGGAGCAAACGGACGAUCGGCAUUCUGCGACAGUUCUUCCCGGAAAUCUCCCAGGACGUGAAUCCGGAGUCGGAGAAUCGAGUGAACGAGAUCGGCGCGGAAUCGCAGAACAACGAAGUGCGAGUGCAAUUUGCGGACGAGGUGUCGAACGACAAUGCGCCGCAGGAGCUGACGCCAUUGGACGAGGUUGAAGCGGACGAGGAUGAGAACAGAAACAAGAGAUUCCUUUUCGGUUUUGGCGGCGGUAGCGGAACCAGCGGGUCGGGCAACUUCCUCUUCGACCUUAUCAGGCUCGUGACCGGAAGCUCCGGUGGUGCGGCGGGAAGCAACUCUUCGGGCACCGCGACUCCCGGAAGGUCGGAUGGCACGCAGGAAGCUGUUCCCGGCCCGGUCACAAGGUUCUUCGUCAUCGCCAACCGAGGAAUCUCGAAUCUCAUCCAGGAUCUCAUACUCCGCCUGGCGGCCACGAGUGAACGUCUUGUCAACUUCAAAGCGCGAUUGAUCACUUCCAUCAUCUAGGACCUCACUCGACGACCGAGAUGAGGAAGCAUAUUAGAAGGAGACUCAUCGGCCUUGGUACCGCAGGACACCAUCGCCGAACCGCCUCUGCCAGAAGGAGCACGGGUACGACGUUGGCAACGGGAUCGAUCUUUCUUCUGACGUUGCCCCCUUGUCCCCGAGAUCCUGAACUCAAUUCCUUCGUCGAUGGCCGUCGAGCUCUUCGUGAAAACAGCAUCUAGAUAUUCGUCACCGAACGCGUUCUCUCAAACGAUCGAUGUUAACUCAAUCCGUCCGACUCUAUUCACUCCGUUCUCUUCACUUAACUUUUUUUCGUUUCUUUUUUUUUUUUGUUUUUUUGUUUUUUUUCUAUCUUUCUUUCUCUUUUUUUCUCGCACUUUCACUCUUUUACUGUCCUAUUUCUAAUGUUAAUUUUCUUUAAAUUUCUGUUACUUAUUUUUCUCCUUAAUCGACUAAGAUAUAACGACAUAGAGGGAUUUUUGUACGCAGUAGGCGAUCGUCGUUUUAAGACGAUCGAAUUAAAUUUUUUGUUAUUGCGUCGCUCGCGCCGCCAUGGUACGAUGGAAGCACAUUGAGAGAAAGAGAAAGAGACGGUGAAACUGCAAAAUUAUUUUGAAUUUGUGAUACCGACACGCUCCUCCUCCGUUUGACAGUUCGAACGAAAUGAUUUAUGCACCGACGACUAUGCGGAUCGAGUUUCUCUCGUCGCGUUCUCGCGUCGUCGAGAAACUCCUCCGUCCUUUGACAUUAAAAAAAACCCGAUUGCGAAAUUCGCGAUUAAAGUGAGAAUAGAAAAUCUAUUUUUUAUGUAAAAAAAAAAAAAAAACCAUAAAAAGAAGAUGUGUGCCGCUGAAGAAGAAUUUAUAGAAUCACAAGUGUGCUUCUCUCGACUAAUCGCGUGAACAUUUAGAUCAAUCACCGUUGUGAGCAAACAAGAAUAAACGAGACACUACAAACUUGUACAUAGCCCCAAAAUGCAAUAGUGCCAGGCAUUUAUUGUUUUAUGUAGCACUGCUUCUUUAUAUCCAAUAUAUUUUUUUUUUUUUUUUUUUCAUUUCUUUCCAUCUUCCGUAAAAAUAGCGGUGAUGAUUAAACUUCUAAACAAUUUAGGGUAUAAUUAAAUUCGCAGAAUAUUGUUAAUGUUAGUUAAAAAUAGACUUCGUUCUUCUCAAAUGUGUGCUUCAGUUGGCAUUGAUUCCGUCACCGCGGAGAGUUAUUAACGAGUUUUUUUUCUCGCUUCUUGGAUUUUCUCGCGAGUGAGAAGAUUCAACAAGCGACAUAAUUUGAACAAACACAAAGUCGUCAGCAUGAAACACAAUGUUUCUCUUCUCUAGACACCGAGCAUACUAUUUCUCUAUGUAAAACGUCCCUGUUGUUUUGUAGUGAAAAUAAAUAUUAUUGUAAUAAAAAGGAAUUUUUAUUUUUA